AUGCAGAGCGAUAAAUUUGCAUACGAGCCGUUUAUUCGCGUCAAUCCGCGGAAGAAGCGGAGGGGAAAGGCUAACAAGGAGACCCUGUCCCCCUUGGAUCUCUUGAGACGGACAAAGGAGGAUCUUUCUACUGAUGGGACUUGGGUAUCGGAUUGCGAGGAGCGAUUAAGGUUUGCAUUUUGUGAUAUGUGCAUCAAGCCCCGCAAGGUCCUCUGUCUCGGCCUUGGCAGCCCAGCUGGGUCGCGGGACGCCCGAGCGCAGCUCGCUCUGUUGAGCCGACUGUGCUCCUUCGCAGAUAUAGGCCUGAUGAACGUUUCCCUAUACGAUCCAGUAUUCACGGGUGCAGAUGUGGAGCUUUUCCGGGUCCUCGGAAUGCAGUGUUUUAACGACAGGAAGGACGUGCAGCAUUCACUAGACUGUCCAACGAUACUUUAUAUGCCACAUUGUGACUUGGUGCUAUACGAAAUGGUCCUCCGCACUAACUGGUCACGCGAGCGCUUGUGUAGCAUGGUGCUGGUCGCCAAUAAUUUCUAUGAUUAUUUUGAGCAUAAUGCCAUCUCCAAGCUUGAAGUGGAGUCCCCGUGUUUAGCGCGCUUAGCACCUAUCGUCGAAUCUUGUCCACUUCCCGUAUCAGAAUCAUUCCCCACGGCAUUCAACAACCUUUCAGUGCAGUACGUGAAGAGAUCGACAUUGCCAGGUGACAACGCUUUCUGGGAAUUACCCCCCUUGUAG
Molecule: messenger RNA, 732 nt
Organism: Pisolithus orientalis
Lineage: Eukaryota; Fungi; Basidiomycota; Agaricomycetes; Boletales; Pisolithaceae
Exons: 6
Coding region: 1-732 (243 amino acids)
Biological process (GO): microtubule-based process
Cellular component (GO): nucleus; cytoplasm
Source: RefSeq, a predicted model, not a curated record